AACACGAAAAAAAUCAUAUCUUUUCCUUCCUUUUUCUCCUCUCCCUUCCCAACGAGACUCGGGCACGAUGAAAGUGAAAGUGAAACCAUCAAUUUUUAUGUUUGUACAAUUGUAGUAGGAAAAACUUAUCUCUCUCUCUCCUCGUUACUGCUGUUUGUUAACCCUAAAUUUUCUUUUCUCCGGUAAAAAUUCACAUAUAUCUUAUUCUUCAAUUGAAUUGAAUUGAAUUGGAAUGGCUACUCGUAGCAGUAGCCACCCGGAUCAAAGCUCCCCUUCUUUCUUCAAAGUCAUCCGUCACCCAUCCGCCGCUCAUCUGUCAUUGCCAAACGCUUUUGUGAGGAGAUAUCUCGAAAAGAUCCCUAAAAACCCGAUACUCGUGACUGCAACAGGAAACCAUUCAUGGAGGAUGAAGUUUGUUAAGAUUGGAGAAGAUUACUGUUUUGCCCAUGGAUGGGAGGACUUGGUCAACGAUGUGGGGUUGUGUAGUAGGGAUAUUGUUGUCUUUUGGCUCAUUGAUUCUUUCACUUUUCAUGUUACUUUUCUUGGUGCCAACGGAUGUGAAAAACAUGUUCCUGUUAUUAAAACCAAUGAUGUAGAUGAUGGCGAAUACCAUGAUAAGAAUCUUUGGUUUGAAAAGGUGUUUGGUCGGAAAUCUUUGGGAUAUUACAUGCCGUUGCCAGUCAAAUUUGUGAAGGCUGCUGGACUAGAACAUAAACAGCACGUAAAGUUGAAGGACCAUGAAGGAAGAGAGUGGCCAAUGGGGAUAAUUGUACAACGAUAUACGAGUCCUAAGUACGGCUUAUCAGCAGGAUGGGCAGUGUUCCGUAAGUAUCACAACUUAUCAGAAGGCGAUGUGGGCACAUUCACGUUCGACAAGCAACAAGGCGUAAUAAAGCUAACUCGAUUGUUCAAGAGCAAAAGACCAAUCAAACAAGAAACUCAAAUGGAAGAGGUGAACCGAAACAAUGGAACACACUCAUGUUACGGUUAUGGUAAUGGGAAUGUUAAGAUUGAAGAUGAGUGGUCGCCAACUGAGAAACCUUGCGGUGGGGGUUGUCAUGUGAAGGUUAAGACUGAGUCGGGUUCUAAGAUGGAAGUAGUGAAGAGAAAGAGGGGAGCGCCGCAGUUAAAGACGUAUGCAAAUGUUAAGAUUGAAGACGGAUGGGUUCAGGAAAUGGUGCCACCUGAGAAACCGAGUAGGGGUGUUGGUGUGGAGGUUAAUACUGAACCGGAGAUGGAGAGCAUGUUUCAAAUUAAGCGUGUUGUUUACUUCUAACCUGGAAUGGAGAUCAGUUGAUGGUGGUGUAGCGGUUUCCGUGAUGGUGUUCGUAGAUAGAAUACCACCAUGGAUCAUAUCCUAAUGUAGUUGAUCACUUUCUGUUGUAGCUUAAUUGUUUAUUGAAGAUCUUCUGUCUCUAAUUUAAAAUUUUUAAUACUACAUAAACCAACUACUUUAUGUAACAAACAAAAUGUUUUUUUUUCCAUCUCAUUCUAAAAUUUGUGUAACAAAAUGGAUGUUAUAUUCAUGUAUAUAUUAAACA
Messenger RNA from Helianthus annuus (common sunflower), 1541 nucleotides. Its product is annotated as B3 domain-containing protein REM17. The record is from RefSeq and is a predicted model, not a curated record. Gene Ontology annotation, molecular function: DNA binding. Lineage: Eukaryota; Viridiplantae; Streptophyta; Magnoliopsida; Asterales; Asteraceae. Bases 233 to 1276 code for a protein of 347 amino acids. The transcript has 4 exons.